GUUGGCGUUAGUGGGAAUGGGGUGCAUGAGGAGGACCAAAGAGGAAGAAAAUAAAAGGAGAAAAAUAAUUAUAGAGACCCUCGGGGGCUAACAGUCCACCAGCAGAGGCCUUGACCCAGGGGUCAUAAUCUAAAACUUAUACGGUACCUAUGAAGAAUACAAAUUAAGAGUAUGACAAACACAGAUCCCCGGAAACACCAGAGGUGGGAUCAGGUGCCUAGGAGGAGUAAGCAUCUCCUGCUGACCAGUCACACCCGCCGUGAGCCCUCUAUCUUGAUCAGGUAAGCGGUGUAAUCCGUAGUCAAAAUGUUUCAUUGAAAUUUUAUAUUUUCCCAAAAAGUUUUAUAUACUCUGUAAUUGAUACGAGAAAUAAUUGAUAGAAAUUGACUUUAGCUAAAUCCCUUUAAAUUUUCUCAUUAAAUACAUGUAUGUUAGAACAUUUAUAUAUGAAGAUAUUAAAAUCUAUCUAUAUAUACAGUUUGAUAUCAUUUACACAUUGGAGAUUGGAGAGUUCCGCCUUUCAGUCACUUUUCAGUUUACUGAAUGGAAUACCAAGGUGGUUUCAUCUAGUGGAGGCACUUCCAGAUUUUAUAAUACGCAUCUGCUUGGUGCAAGGAUAAAAGUGGAGAGAAACUUGUGACAUUUCAAGUACUUUUCUCUAUAGUAUGAAUAGUCUCAAUGCAUUUGAAAUACCAAUUCGCGGAAAUAAUGUCAAACUGAGAUACUAUAUAUAAAGUAUUUCCCGUUGCUAUUAUAUCCAUAUUUUUUCCUUUUUGAAACAAUGAUGAACUGAAUGUUCCAGUCAGAGGAAUGAUGGACCGUGCAACAAGCAGGCAGUAUUCUAUGUGUUCAUUGUUGUUUUUAAUGACGUUUUCAUCAGUUUACAAUCAAGAAUUUUCAACGAACGUUACUGUAUGGGUGGAUCAUUGUGUUCUACACACCAAUUAUACAGCACCAGCUGGAAAUGGCACCUGUUCGGCGUACAAAUAUCGUGUCAGCGUGAAUAUGUAUACCAAAGAAAAUAAAAAGAUAUACCUAUCCACUAUCGAUACAAGUGACUUGAAAUAUUCUUACAACGGAAUAAAUUCGUCCAACCGUUAUGGCAUUGAGGUUAACCCAGCACUAAAAUGCCUAAAUCUUGGUUUAACAUUUGGGGAGAUCAGGGAAAAGAAUGUCAUUGCUUUAGCUGAAACUUCGCCCCAAACAGUCCUUGCUGCUGAAGCUGAAGACCUCUCCAUAUUGUGUCCAUUCCAUGGCGCCUACAAGUCAUAUACUGUGAUAAAGUGGCAGCACAUAUUAGGAAUUAAUAAGAUCGUCGUUAGAAAUUUCACUACAAUAAGGGUGAACCUUGUUAACAUAACGUAUGAAGAUUCGGGAAUGUAUUAUUGCACGGUGGAGUAUUAUCCAUGUGGGAGCAAUUCCCGAGGACCCAUGUACAAAGAAGGAUUUGUUUCUGUUAAUUUCGAAGGUCCGCCUGUUAUUGCUUCUGUAAUGAGAACAAUCGAAGGAGAUAAUAUCAGUUUAAUUGUACAAGUGGUAAGCUUUCCACAACCUCCACGGCCAACAAUUGCUCUAGCAAAUGGAAAUGGACACAAAGUAAAAGUAAACUCUUCCGGGUUUGUACCGGUAGUCUUUCAGUACCCCGCAUACGGACAAAGUGUAAAGGUUAGUGGAUACGAGACAAAAAUCACAAUUAGGAACAUGUCAGUGGAAUGGCUUGGACAAAUCAAAGUUUUUGUGACAAACGGACAUGGAACCCAGGAAUAUACCGUCACCACUACAAACGACGACAGAGAAAAAAAGAAAACGUUAGCUAUAAAUCACAGAGAAGGUAUCCAGACAAACUUAAUUGAGCCAAAUUUACACUAUUUCCAUCAACGAAAGACAGACUUGCAGAAGUGUACAUGCCGUUUAUUGCCUUAUGUCACAUACCUCAGAGUCAGCUAAAUGUCCACAAAAUAACGAAGACACGCAUCUAUGAACUCAGUAAGAUGUUUUGUUGUUUAUUGUACUACGCAGACAUUUAUAAUCCAGGCACAUAGCAUUGUUUUCCGGAAGGGGGGGGGGGUAACUUGCUGAUACAAAUCUUCAAUUUUUAUGUACUCUUUUUAUGAGAAAGGUGCAGAUAACGAACAGUGAUCAAUCUCAUAACUCCUACAAGCAAUACAAAAUAGAUAGUUAGGCAAACACGGACCCCUGGACACACCAGAGAUGGGAUCAGGUACAUAGGAGGAGUAAGCAUCCCCUGUCGACCGGUCACACCCGCGAUGAGCCCUAUAUCCUGAUCAGGUAAAGGGAGCUAUCCGCCGUCAAAAAAGGAGAAAAAUUACUGUCACAAAAGGGAAGGGUCAGAGGAAGUUUAUAUUAGUAUAUCAUAGAUGAAAAAAGAAGAAAAACUGUCAUUGUAAGGGGGAAAGGGGUCGAAACGUUGUCAUACUACACUGCACUGAGCACUACAUGUAUGCAUGUUUGCAAAGUGGUAAAAGACGUGCAACUAAAACCCAGUGUUUACAAAUCGUACUGUGCUUGAUAGCCAUGGAUUACAUUCUGAUGACAUUAAUAAUUAAUGCAUAAAUUUGUAUAAAUGGAUCAGUUAAACAUAGUAGCGAAUGUUUCAACAAAACCUAAAUGAUGACCCUACCGGGAUCUGCUGAAAGUAAUUUUGUUUUGUUUUGUUUUCUUAGCAAUAUGAUGAGACAAUAGCUGGAUACCAAGUCCCAUGUGAUGUUACAUGUAAAUAGGAGGAAAUGCACCUGUCAGGAUACAUGCACAUAUGGAGAUUGGAUAGAACAAUAAACCAAUUCAAGUGCUCUAAACUUUUCAGUAAAACAAUUACUGUCACUACAUAAUUUAGAAAUGUUGACUCAUAAUCUUUGAUUAAUGUUAAUGUAUAUUUGAUCAGAAAUUUUGAGAGAGAAAAGAGUAGGUAAGAAAUAACGAAACUGUUCAAUAUUAAUAUAUACAUUUCUUUAAUUACUGAAUUUCAAAGACCAUAUUUAUUGAAGACCCUUCGAAAAGCAUCCUAGUCAUUAAUAAUCAAUCUUGAUGAAGAGAGUCAGACUAAUACGGACAAGAUAUUUGAAGAAUAAAUCCCACCAAUGGAUUGUUGUCAGUCUUACUAAAGCCAGCCCUACUAAUUGUUGUGAACCAAUAUGCUAUUACAAUAAAAUAUUUUUGUGAGUAAACGUUUGUUUAUUGGCAUUUAUUGGGUGACGAUUUUAGAAAUCCCUACAUUCCAAUCUAAACCAGUGGAUAUAUGGGUUAUCAUAUUGGUAUGUAAAUUUAACAGUAUCCAUACAACAAGAACUCAUGAAUAAAAGAAAAAAGGGAGGACAUUAAGAAGAAAUAUUGGUCACAAUACCCUGGCUACAUAUCCUUAAUUCCUUAUAGUAUUAUACAAGUUUAUUUUCGCAGCAAAUAUAAAAGUGGCAGUAGUAGAUCAAGUUUAAGCAUUUUAAUAUCAUAAAGAUUUCCAUAAGAAAUUUUAUAUGAAUUGAUGGAAAAUUUCGUAACACCUUUCAUCUUGAAGGUUCAAAAUCAUUAAUGAUUGUGAUCAUCCUAUUGGUACAUAUGUACAUGUAUUUUAUUUUUAAAACAACGGAAUUGCUAGUGAAUGACAUUGGUUUUUAUUUAUGAUUCAAUUUGAUUUUAUUUGUGUACAUAAACGAAUUUUUCUUCCUUGGAGUUGGUUUGGACUUUGAAAAUACCAUGGAUUAAACAGAUGCUGGUUGAGAAACCUCUUAGGUCAUAUUUUAAAAACCAUUUAAAUUAAGAGGAAAAAUGUUUUAUAUUACAAAGGGAUAAGAGUGACCUAUAAGUUUGUUUAACUAUAAAAAAAAUAAUUCUAAAUUAGAAGCCGACUUAGUCUAAUUGCCCCUACCACUAAUGAAGCAAACUAAGCAGCAUGAAAGCUUUGGAGAGGUGUGGUUUAGUUUAAAAUGGUUACCAGUGGCAGAUCUAAAAUUUGCCAAAAGGGAACCCAAUAGGCUAGGAACUCUAGGGUUUUGAGGCAUUUUUUGUUAAUUUUAUGGGUUAUUCUUCCAAUUCUUUAUACAUUAAAAAUCAAUAAAUGACAAGAAAUAAUUGAUUUGUUUAUUUCUAUUGACUUGUCUCUAAGUUAAUGCCAAAUCUACUGCUUUUAUUUUGUCACAGAAUAGUUAAAUGCAGACAACUGCAAUCUAUUAUGGGGCCAAUGUUACUAUAAAUGUAUACUUGUAUAUGUAUAUGUACAGUAUUUGUAUAUAUUUUCAUGCUGGCCCUUGAGGGUCCUUGAUUGGUAAAUAAAAUAUGCUCUUUGUUCUAUAGAUCUAAUGAUUCAAAAGAGAAGAAUGCGGAAGCACUCGUUUUAACACCCAAACCUGUCGUUUCGAUGUGAUUCGUACGCUUUUAUGAGUGGAGUGAAAUAAUUUGAAAGCAUAUAAAUAAAAAUGAAUUAUCAAAAUCAACCCAUCUCCUUCAAACGGGAUGAAAUGAUGACCCUUCGAAAGUAAUCUAACAAAAGUCUAACCAGGAUUAUCUCGAAAGCGAUUGCAGUUGCCGUCAUUGUUUACUUUCUUUGUCCGAGUCUCCGUUGUUGCUAUGACCUAACCAUGGUGGGCGGGGUUUAUGCUGCGACAGUGGAUCGGUGUAUUCUUCACGAGAAAGAGUUAUCUGAAAUACAAUACCCCGACAUCACGUUCUAAGGAUCGUGUGUAUACCUAAAAAAAAAAAAACACCAUGAAAACCUGAUCACAAAAACCUUCAUAUUCAUAGUGAUCAAAGAACAUCUGA
This is a messenger RNA of Ostrea edulis (European flat oyster), 4770 nucleotides long. RefSeq lists its product as uncharacterized. The record is from RefSeq and is a predicted model, not a curated record. Lineage: Eukaryota; Metazoa; Mollusca; Bivalvia; Ostreida; Ostreidae. Bases 811 to 1947 code for a protein of 378 amino acids. The transcript is spliced from 6 exons.